UUUUAACUUUGAUGUACUUGAUAAUAUUUAUAUAAAAUAAUUGUAGAGGACAUGACUUAUAAUAUUUAAUAUCAAUAUAACAUAACAUAGGUAUAACGCACUAUCAUAUGUUUUAUUUAAUUUAAAUUUAUUUAUUUAUUAAUUCAUUAACAAUGGAUCGAAUAUUAAAAGGUAUUAUGAAGUAUCGUCAUUUAGAUUUAAAAACAAUGGUACAACAAUUUGAACAAGUUAGAGAUAAUCCUAUUCCAAAAGCUGUAUUUUUUACAUGCAUGGACAGUAGGAUGAUACCCACACGAUUUACAGAAACAAAUGUAGGUGAUAUGUUUGUAGUUAGAAAUGCUGGCAACUUAAUACCACAUUCACAACAUUUUAUGGAUGAAUUAACAACAAAUGAACCAGCUGCUUUAGAACUAGGAUGUAUUAUAAAUGAUAUCAGGCAUAUCAUUGUAUGUGGACAUAGUGAUUGCAAAGCUAUGAAUUUAUUAUAUAAACUUCGUGAUCAAGAAUUUGCAUCACUAACUAAUCGAAGAAUAUCACCAUUAAAAGCAUGGCUAUGCACACAUGCACAAAGUAGCUUAGAUAAAUUUAUGCAAUUAAAAUUAUCGGAUUACAAGAUGCCAUUAAUAUUUCAAGCUGAGACACCAAUGCGUAAAUUUGUUGCAUAUAUUGAUCCAGAUGAUAAGUUUAGUAUUGAAGAUAAAUUAUCACAAAUCAAUACAUUACAACAGUUACAAAAUAUAAGUUCAUAUGGAUUCUUAAAGAAACGUUUAGAACAAUAUGAUUUACAUAUACAUGCAUUGUGGUUUGAUAUUUAUACGGGUGAAAUCUAUUAUUUUAGUAGACGUGCGAAACAAUUUGUACAAAUUAAUGAACAUAAUUAUAAUGUAUUAUUACAAGAAAUACAAACAUAUUAUUCAUAA
Chrysoperla carnea is the source of this 920-nucleotide messenger RNA. It is a transcript of the gene CAHbeta, whose product is annotated as beta carbonic anhydrase 1. The coding region runs from base 153 to 920 and encodes 255 amino acids. The record is from RefSeq and is a predicted model, not a curated record. Gene Ontology annotation, molecular function: carbonate dehydratase activity; zinc ion binding. Lineage: Eukaryota; Metazoa; Arthropoda; Insecta; Neuroptera; Chrysopidae. The transcript has 4 exons.